Messenger RNA from Knipowitschia caucasica, 546 nucleotides. The record is from the annotation of a GenBank genome assembly. NCBI's taxonomy places the organism in Eukaryota, Metazoa, Chordata, Actinopteri, Gobiiformes, Gobiidae.
AUGGUCUUGUGGCUGUGUGGAGGGGGUGUUGGGUUCGGGGGGUGGAGGGUUGGGGAGACGGGUGGCGGGGCGGGGCUGGGGGGUGGGGGGUUGAGUGGGCUGCGGAUUGGUGGGGGUCGUGUGACGGUGGGGGGGGGUGGGGGUGGGGGGGGGGGUGGGGAGGGGGGUGGCGAGGGGGUGUUGGGGUGGGGAGCGAGUAAGGGAGGAGGGGGGUGGGUGGAGGCGGGGUGUGGGUGGGGGGGGAGGGGGUGGGGCGGGGGGUGGGGGUGGGAAAGGGGAGCGGGGGAGUUGGGGGAGGGGGUGGGCGGAGGAGGGGGGGGGGGGGGGGGGGGGGCGGGUGGGUGGGGGGGGUUGGUGGAGUGGGAGGGGCCGGGGUGCGGGGGGUGGGGGGGGGGGAGGGGGGGAGGGGGCCAUGGGUGGGGGGGGGGGUGGGUGGUGGGAGGGGGUGGGGGGGGGGAGGGGGGAGGGUGGUGCAGGGGAGGGCGGGGGGAGAGUGGGGGCGGAGGCGGGGGGGGGGGGCGGGAGGGUGUUGGAGGGGGAGGGUGA